UCGCCACCUUCGACUCAACGGUCUAAAGAAACACAACAUGCCUAACACUGUAACCGAGCUACAGAGUAACAUCGUAACGGUCCUCGGUGCGACCGCGCCAAACGCUCCCGCCAAUGGUUCUCAGCGUCCCAAAGGCAAACGACCUAGCCGCCGAAAGCCCAAGGCGAACAAGGGCGAGGAAAUGCCUGCUCAGGAUGCCCCCGCUAAAAAAGUCAAGAAGCUUCGAAAUAAGGCGGCGGAGAAAGAAGAUGCACCGCACGAUCCUGCUGUUCCCCGCGACUUUGGCAUCGUAGGACGCGCUGCGAAGGCAGCAGUGGCUGCUGUAGAGAAGAUCGGCUUUCCGGCUGCCGUCUUUGGUAGCAUGGCUUGUGGCCUAUACGGAAACAAGCGAAGACCGAAUGACGUUGACAUUCUCAUCUGCGUCCCGCCCGACUCAGGCUUGAUCGCUGAAGAUAUCAAACGGAAGAUCCUUGACGUCAAUCCGCGCAACUUCUUCCUCAAACUCCCUCGCGAUCCAGCAAACACCUACCGUAAACUCUACUACCGCGACGAAUACAUGGGACCGGAAUGCAAGGUCGACAUCCUCAUACCCGGAACGCUGAUGCUACCGUUGCUCGCCCCUUCGCAAAUCACACGUAUAGACGACAUACCUGUUGUCCCUUUCUCUGUGCUGUUGUUACAGAAGCUGCAGGGCUGGGACGACCACGGGCGCGAGGAGCAGGGCUUCAAGCGCACGAAGCAGCAAACGGAUGAGGGCGACCUCAGGCGCAUGAUGGGACUCGCGGCAGCUCGCGCUCUUGCGGCGGGAGUAUUACCCUGGGACGACAAGGCUCUCUUUCCCGCAGAGUUCAUGCAGCUAAGCCGCGAGCGCGUCAUCGCGUACAGCAAGAAGUUCCCGGAUCGUGCUGCAUGGUGGGAGAAGCUGGGCUUCGUCACGAAGGCGCCGGAGACGGGGCCAACGAAGGAAGAUGCCAGUGCUAACGGCAAGGCCACUACUGUAGAUGCUGUUAAUGAUGCAACCGAACCUACCCAGGCAUAAACUUGUCCUCUUAUCACAACUGCUGCCCGAGCGUUCCCUCACCUUGCCCAAAAUCGCUGAACGGGGGGC
Schizophyllum commune H4-8 is the source of this 1108-nucleotide messenger RNA. RefSeq lists its product as uncharacterized. The record is from RefSeq and is a predicted model, not a curated record. NCBI's taxonomy places the organism in Eukaryota, Fungi, Basidiomycota, Agaricomycetes, Agaricales, Schizophyllaceae. The transcript is spliced from 2 exons. The coding region runs from base 38 to 1039 and encodes 333 amino acids.